UGCCAACAGUUCAGUGGCACUUCACUCAGCAAAAAAAACCUUUAUUUUGGUGAAACAAGACAACCGGAAGUUGUGUAACUGUAUGGCUAUCAGCUAAACCAAGUCGGUGGACAACCUCACAUUAGAGCUGUUUGAGAACACUGUGAGGUAGAAACUUUCCCAUGUCUUGUCAGUAAAGUGUCGGGCGACUAAUUUUUACCUGAAAGGAGAACAUGUUAUGCUGAGGUUGGUUAACAUGUCGCGUCUGUUAGCUAGCUAAGUUAGCGGUUGUUCAAGGUUUGUCUGUUACUAUAGCGCGAGGACGGCUAGGUGUUUGCUAAUUUCGAAUUUAUUGUGUUUGUUUUUGACGUUUUCCUUAGUUGAACGUGCCAAUUAUAUCCAAUGAGGCCUGUAGUCAUCUCAGCGGCUCCCAGAUGUUGGUUGCUUAGCAACGGCGAACGCGACAGGAGCGCGUCCCUUUAAGCGCCUCUGGCUUCUUCCACGCGUUUUGCGUGCGUAUCUUUUUAGGGCUUCGUUUGAUGACUUUGUCCCAAGAUAAGGUUUUAAGAAAACCUCGACUGUGUACCUUCACAUUUGGUGUGACAGACGUUGUCCAUUCAAGAUGAAGAGGGAAAUUUAACAAGACGGUAGAAUCACACAACAGCUCCCCUCAACCGGAAGAGAUAUCAAUGGAAAUCCACCUCUGCCAUUUGUGUUGGACACGCUUUCCUGACAAACAACAAUUAGAGGAACACUUGAAGCAAGUCCACGAGUCAAACAAGUCAUUUUCCUGCACACAGUGUGACAACAUGUUUGUGCACAUCCAGAAAUUGAAAAAACAUGAGGCUGCACACGAGGGUUUGAAGCUGCAUCAGUGUCCCCAGUGUGAUAAAGGUUUCCAGACCUUAAAGGAACUAGAGAACCACAAGCAGGAUCACACAGAAGAGAAACCAUUCCAGUGCAUUAUAUGUGGUAAAAGGUUCAAACGGAGACCUAAUCUGAGAGCUCAUUAUACGAUGCAUUCUGGAGAAAAGCCCCAUCUGUGCUUUCUCUGUGGUAAAUGCUACGCCCGGGCUGAAGAUUUCAAAGUGCACCUCAGAGUUCACUCAGGAGAGAAACCUUACCGGUGUGAGGAGUGUGGGAAGAGUUUCUACUACAGGCAGGGCUUCAGCACACACAAGCAAAGUCAUAAUGCCAAACCCACGAGACCUGCUCUGCAGCUCGGCAGACCCAAAAGGUCAAACGGGCCCCAGAAGAUCUCGCAAAGUCCUCUGUCUGAUUCAGAUGGAGAGGACUCCACCUGGAAGCCUCCUGACCAGGAAAACAGGCACCAUCAUCAGCUCAAGGACCAAGACAAUCCCAUGGUAGAGGACGACAAGCAGAAAUCCACAUGGAAUUUUGGUCAUCAUACAUCACUGAGUUUGUGGGACCAAGACCCAAAUGCCUCUGAGAGGCGGACAGCAGCUGGUUACAGUGCCCUCUUCAGGGGCACGGCAGAUCUGGAGGAGAGCUGUCCAGAAGAGCAGUCUGGGACGUCUUCUUCACCACCAUCAUCGAAUAUCAGCGUCAGAUCAAAGAGGAAGAGGAUCUCACGGGUCACUCGACAAGAAAAAGAGCCUCCUGGAACACAGGGCCGGGUCCCUGGCCUCAUACGUAAAGAACCUAAAAGAAUGCCCAAAUCGGAAGAUCAAGAAAGCUCCCAUAAACAGCCGCAGACAAAGCUGUCUGUGGAGGCAAAACGAAACCAGGCCCUGAGCAGACCAAAGAAGAAGUACGAAUGUCCGACCUGUGGAAGAGUCUUCUCCGUCAACACUGGUCUGCGGCGACACCUUGUGAUUCACACGGGGAAAAGGCCAUACAAGUGCUUCAUAUGUGGAAGAGGAUUCACCCAGAGUGGAAACAUGAAAACACACAUGAAAGUUCAUAGAGGAGAGCUGCCAAACUGGACAUUACUUCGAGAGACACGUUCCCCUGAAGAACCUCCUGUGACUGUUCAUGUGUGUGGAGAGUGUGGAAUGGACUUCCCACAGAAAGAACAGCUGGACGAACACAAAGACAGCCACAAAAAGCCUUACGCGUGUCUCGAGUGCGACAAGACAUUCAAAAAUGAGUAUUAUUUUAAAAUACAUCAGCGCAUUCACUCUGGAAAGUCACCAUAUACCUGCUCAGAGUGUGGAAAGAGCUUCAUCACAGGAAAUGCACUGAAAAAACACGAGCUAACACAUACCGGAGAGAGGAAUUUCCACUGUGAUCAGUGUGGGAAGGCAUUUUCACAAUCCUCCCACCUCAAGGUGCACCUGAAAACUCACACAGGAGAGCGACCUCACCUCUGCUCCAUAUGUGGUAAAAGCUACUCCAAAGCAUUUACCCUGAAGGUUCACCUGCGAGUUCACACGGGGGAAAACCCCUACACCUGUGAGAAAUGUGGCAAGCGUUUCUAUUACACUCAAGGUUAUCAAAAGCACCUGAAGGUUCACAACAAGAAGCCAAAACCGCAGAGUAAACCUCUCGGGAGACCAAAACAGUAGCAGAUUGUGAUAAAUAAUCAAUAAUGUCAGCAAUCUGAGUAGAAAUAGGUAAUACAUUAAAAAUUGUUCACAAGUUACUGAUGUAACUGGCUAAAAACAUGGUAUGACAGACCAUAUACUCAUAUUAUAUUACAGUCUAUCAUGUACACUACUCCAAGAAAAUAAAUCAUUAUUUUAUGAAUCAUUUGUUUCUGCGUAUUUCUUUGUGUAAUUAACUGUGACUCCACACAUCCCAAAUUCAAGUGCCGUUUUCACGAUCAACAUGAUAAAUUAUCAUAGCUUUUAUUUUAGUUUCUUAAAUUAGAUUAUUCGU
This is a messenger RNA of Solea senegalensis (Senegalese sole), 2820 nucleotides long. RefSeq names its product zinc finger protein 239-like. The record is from RefSeq and is a predicted model, not a curated record. Lineage: Eukaryota; Metazoa; Chordata; Actinopteri; Pleuronectiformes; Soleidae. The transcript is spliced from 7 exons. Gene Ontology annotation, molecular function: DNA-binding transcription factor activity; RNA polymerase II cis-regulatory region sequence-specific DNA binding. Gene Ontology annotation, biological process: regulation of transcription by RNA polymerase II. Bases 669 to 2507 code for a protein of 612 amino acids.